CCCUGGACUGGACCGGCGGGCGGCGGCACCUCCGUGCCUGGAGGCCGACGCGGUCAGAGCACGGGGCCCCGGAGGCUCGUCCUGGACUGCCUGCGAGGCUGCAAGCACAAGAGCAGGAGCACGAGAUAUUAGGAUGGAUGAAGUUACACAAGCUGUUGAAAACCUGAAGAAAGAAUGGAGCCAAGCGGUUUCACAGCUUGAGGAGAGCAUUGCUGCAAUCAAAUCAUGUGGAAAAUCAGGGAAAGGGACAGAGGAAGCAAAUUCUCUUCCAAGGCUGAAUGGUUCUGCGCAGGAUGCUCUGCAAUUGCUCAAGUCACUGCAGUUUCGGCUUGAUCUUCUAGCACAGCAGCUACCCACUUUUGAAGAAGUGCAGUCCGGCCAAGCAACCUUAGAGUCAUGGGAUGAACAAUACAAGAAGCUGCGUGCUAGUCUGAGGAAUGCUAACUUACAAGCGAAAGAGAACAUUAGAAAAGCUGCUCAAGAGGAGAGGGAGCUUCUUCUUGGGGGUGGAGAAGAGUCUACCAUCCGCAGGCGUAAUCUCCAGACAAAGGCUGGGAUGACAUCUGCUGCUGAAAGUAUCACCGAGAGCCUCCGACGGUCUCGCCAGAUGAUGGUUCAGGAAGUGGAAAGAAGUGCAAGUACCUUGGCAACAUUUGAUGAAUCAACAAGUGUUCUCCGGAAGGCUGAAGGUGAAUAUCAAGGACACCGCUCUUUGCGGAUGCGUACCCGUGGUUUGCUCUCCACGAUGCAACGGCAAGAUGUUCUUGAUAGGGUCAUCCUGACUGUGGGCUUUACCAUUUUCUCCUUGGCGGUUCUCUAUGUUGUUUCAAGACGUAUUGGUCUGUUGACGUUGCAAAGGAAACUGGCUGAUGCCAUCAGAUCAGGUUCAUUAUCAGCUGAGGACAUCGUAGCAAAAGCCCAGCCUGGACCUGCUGCAGCUAAUGUCCCAGCUCCGGCCCCUCCCAUUUAUGAUGAACUGUGAUUCGCUUGUCCAUGAUUUUAUACAUGUGUAUCCAGAUUCCAGAAACAACUGUUAAGAUGUACGCUAGCGAGUUUGGGAAGGUUUUCGACUGGCGGAAUGAAUUAGAUGCCCCGCUGCAGCAUGGGAAGGUCUUCUCCUGAAUGAAGUAUAGUGCAGUUGAUUUUUUUUUUGGGACAUUUAUUUAUACCAACAGCACCAAUACGGUUCAGAUAGUACCUUGAUGCAGAUGCAUAAUUGUCCCAUCCCUCUUGAAGUUUGAUGAGGUGGUCUAUAUUUUGGGUUUGUUUCAUGCAAAACGGCCAGGAUUCAGCUUCUGAAUACUGGUAUCCUUUUUUUUUUGGAAUCAAUGGGCGAGGAGAAGAGA
This is a messenger RNA of Panicum hallii, 1346 nucleotides long. RefSeq lists its product as uncharacterized. The transcript has 9 exons. Gene Ontology annotation, biological process: retrograde vesicle-mediated transport, Golgi to endoplasmic reticulum. NCBI's taxonomy places the organism in Eukaryota, Viridiplantae, Streptophyta, Magnoliopsida, Poales, Poaceae. The record is from RefSeq and is a predicted model, not a curated record. Gene Ontology annotation, molecular function: SNAP receptor activity. Bases 134 to 982 code for a protein of 282 amino acids. Gene Ontology annotation, cellular component: SNARE complex; endoplasmic reticulum.